UUGUCAUAUUGUUAUACAGACCGUCAGGCCAAUUUAAAAUACGCAUUUUAAAAUCAUAGUAAGCUGGGAUUUGGACCAAAUGUACGCUGUGAUAUCAUAAUAUACAACAUUAUAGAGAAAACCCGCAAUGGCCAGACACAUCGAAUUUAUGGUGGGGGAGGCCAAAAAAGAUCUCUGCUAUGACUACACGGCUGCGCUCUACAGGCUGCAGUACAGUAGUUGUUCAGCACGUGACCGUCCGUGACGCCAGGUACAUUCAAAUCAUCAUUCAGAAAAUCAUAAUAAUUAUUAUCCUAAGGUUAACAUACCUGUCAAUUCACCGUCAAUUUAUUAAAAAGCACUACCGCAAUGGCUGCGAACGAGUUCAAUUUACCCUGCAGUCUACUGAAGUUGGCCUACAACGCAUGCAAUGAUACUCAGCAGAAAAUGUACGACAAGCUGCCGACUUUACCCGUUGACUUACAAAUUUGUUGCAAAUCGCUCCUCAGAGUUAUGGAACUGAAUUCGGACGUCGAGCGCUUUCGGCCACUUGAAGACCGGCGAUCCAUGUUCGCCAAAGUGCAGCCCAUCGCAAAAUCGCAGUUCGGCGACGACUACAUAAUCGACAACCUGUGUGAAACGGCUGCGAGCCUCGGACACAUCGAUUGUAUGAAGUUCGCUCGCGCAAUCGGUGUCCCGUGGUCUACUUCGACCGAAGAUUAUGAGUCGGCGAGCAACAAGGCCGCGAAAUCGGGCCACUUGGAAUGCCUAGCAUACGCACACGUGAACGGCAGUACUUUGAACGAGUACACGAGCAUGGUAGCCGCGGAAGGGGGUCAUUUGGACUGCCUUAUGUACUUACACAAUAACGGUUGCCCCUGGGACAUGCACACUUGUACCCAAGCUGCGAACUAUGGACAAAUCGAGUGUUUGACUUACGCACGACAAAAUGGUUGUCCGUGGAAUAAAUGCACGUCUACCAUGGCUUUGAUGGGAGGAGAUGUGGAGUGCAUUAUGUAUUGCAGAGACAACGGAUGCCCAUGGGAAGAUGACUUACUAAACAUUUAUGGGCACUUCGGGGAUCCGGAGUUCGUCAAAUAUGUUACGGAAAACGAAUUCCGGUUUAACCGAAAUUCUAGCCACUCGGUUGCGAACUUUGAGAUUCAAACCCGCCUAAAGCAUUUAAAUGAGCCCGGCAUUACAGCGGAGUUUUCUUUCUUUCAUACACCAGUUAAAAGUGUUGCAGCUGUACGAGUUAGGCUCGAUAUGUCGAGGAGAAGAGGAACUCGACUCCGACGUACCCAUACCUGUCAAUUCACCGUCAAUUUAUUAAAAAGCACUACCGCAAUGGCUGCGAACGAGUUCAAUUUACCCUGCAGUCUACUGAAGUUGGCCUACAACGCAUGCAAUGAUACUCAGCAGAAAAUGUACGACAAGCUGCCGACUUUACCCGUUGACUUACAAAUUUGUUGCAAAUCGCUCCUCAGAGUUAUGGAACUGAAUUCGGACGUCGAGCGCUUUCGGCCACUUGAAGACCGGCGAUCCAUGUUCGCCAAAGUGCAGCCCAUCGCAAAAUCGCAGUUCGGCGACGACUACAUAAUCGACAACCUGUGUGAAACGGCUGCGAGCCUCGGACACAUCGAUUGUAUGAAGUUCGCUCGCGCAAUCGGUGUCCCGUGGUCUACUUCGACCGAAGAUUAUGAGUCGGCGAGCUACAAGGCCGCGAAAUCGGGCCACUUGGAAUGCCUAGCAUACGCACACGUGAACGGCAGUACUUUGAACGAGUACACGAGCAUGGUAGCCGCGGAAAGGGGUCAUUUGGACUGACUUAUGUACUUACACAAUAACGGUUGCCCCUGGGACAUGGACACUUGUACCCAAGCUGCGAAAUAUGGACAAAUCGAGUGUUUGACUUACGCACGACAAAAUGGUUGUCCGUGGAAUAAAUACACAUCUACCAUGGCAAUGAUGGGAGGAAAAGUGGAGUGCAUUAAGUAUUGCAGAGACAAAGGAUGCCCAUGGGAAGAUGACUUACUAAACAUUUAUGGGCACUUCGGGGAUCCGGAGUUCGUCAAAUAUGUUACGGAAAACGAAUUCCGGUUUAACCGAAAUUCUAGCCACUCGGUUGUGAAGUUUGAGCUUCAAACCCGCCUAAAGCAUUUAAAUCAGCCCGGCAUUAUAGUGGAGUUUUCUUUCUUUCAUACACCAGUUAAAAGUGUUGUAGCUGUACGAGUAAUGCCCUAUAUGUCAAGAAGUAUUGCAGUUAUCAAGAUUCAUAAUACAUUGAGUGUUAUGAGAAUUGAUAUGGGAAUAAAAAAAAAUUCGAGUUGUCAAGUUUUGCGAGUUAUGGAGGUUUAG
Myzus persicae (green peach aphid) is the source of this 2337-nucleotide messenger RNA. RefSeq lists its product as uncharacterized. The record is from RefSeq and is a predicted model, not a curated record. NCBI's taxonomy places the organism in Eukaryota, Metazoa, Arthropoda, Insecta, Hemiptera, Aphididae. The transcript has 4 exons.